AUGGAAUUGAAGAAACCAGAUAUAAUUACGUUUUAUAAUCUUACGAAAGGUGCUGUGGAUGUUGUCGAUGAAAUGGCUGCAGCAUACACUACUGCAAGAGUAUUAAAUCGCUGGCCAAUGGUUAUUCUGUUUCCAAUUUUGAAUGUGGCCGGUAUUAAUUCUAGGAUUUUGUUGAUGUCCACGAAAAAUCCUCCCACACAGUUCAGAAACAGACGUUUCUUUUUGAAAACACUGGGACUUGCUCUUUCAGAACAACACAGAAACCGUAAGCCUCAAGGAAUAAUAGCAAAUCCAAGCACUUCUAAGGAAUUGGGAUUUACUAAUAGUGAACCGCCUGCAAAAAAAGCUCAAAGGAAACUAUAA
Argiope bruennichi is the source of this 363-nucleotide messenger RNA. RefSeq lists its product as uncharacterized. The coding region runs from base 1 to 363 and encodes 120 amino acids. The record is from RefSeq and is a predicted model, not a curated record. NCBI's taxonomy places the organism in Eukaryota, Metazoa, Arthropoda, Arachnida, Araneae, Araneidae. The transcript has a single exon.